Coregonus sp. 'balchen' is the source of this 4912-nucleotide messenger RNA. The record is from the annotation of a GenBank genome assembly. Lineage: Eukaryota; Metazoa; Chordata; Actinopteri; Salmoniformes; Salmonidae.
GGACAGAUAGGUGAAGACUAGCAAUGUUGUUCUCUACUCAAGUCGUGUUUGUGAAGAUGUCCCUGCAACUCUGCAUAAGUAACAUCCAGUACAUCUUUGCAACUGUCCUGGCCUGGAUAGGUGUCCGUUGUCCGCAGGUGCACAGAGCAUCACCGUUGACAUCUACAGGAAAAGUCAAUCUAGUCAAGGUGUUGCAAAAUAAUAUAUCUCAACCAGCGACAACUCCAAGCAGUGUCAAUUAUCAUUUUACGCGACAAUGCAAUUAUAAGUGCGGUUUUUGUUUCCACACGGCAAAAACGUCUUUUGUCCUACCCAUUGAGGAAGCAAAGAGAGGUUUACAGCUUCUGAAGCAAUCAGGUAAGUUUGCCCAAAUUAUCCUAUUUAUUUAUGAUAUCGCUAAAUCCCAAUUUAAAUUCACAUGAUAUGUUAUUACAUUAUUAUUACAGCCUAUUUCUGUCUAAUUUAAUGUUUUAUUCAGUGUUUAGAAUUCUGAAUUUCAUGUUGUUGUUUUUUUUGCAGGACUGGAAAAGAUUAACUUCUCUGGUGGAGAGCCUUUCUUACAGGACAGAGGUGAUUUCUUGGGUAAAUUAGUCCAGUACUGCAAACAAGACCUCCAUCUCCCAAGUGUCAGUAUUGUCAGCAAUGGCAGCAUGAUCAGAGAGAAGUGGUUCCAGAAAUAUGGUAAGAUGGUUUUCAUUUUAAAGAAUAUAUAGUACCAACGUUAAGCCACUGGUCUUCAUUAUAUCGAACAGCUCCCAUAAACACACAGUCUUGAGUCACAGAGUUUCUAAACCCAGAGUCACAGCAUCGCACAACUUCCGGGAACGCUUGCGAAACAGACAAAACAGACCAGGCCGGAGUUUAAGAAGUCAAUGAGAGAAGUGGAAAAUUCUAAAAGCACAACCUAGAUUCGAGCCAAUGUGUUUUUAAGUAGUUGAACAUGUUAUUACUCCAACCUGGUGAAAGUGUCAAACUGACACAUUUUAAUUUUCAUCAAAACAACUUUAUAUCGAAGGAGUGCCUUUGAGUUGACAGUUUGCACAUGCGCAGUUAGGGUUGUGACGCCCGUUAGACCCGAUUACGUGUUUCUACACAAGAGCAUUGCUAGCCAACAUCGCCAUGACAUCACCUACAAGUGUGAUCGGGGAUUUAUAUUUGAGAGGCAGUUUUAGCCUAUCUUAAUACUUUACAAUCUUCAUUAUUCUCAUGCGCGGUCAGGUAAAUAAAUUCAUUUUAUUCACACUAGAUGUCAGCACCGGGUUAGUUUUGAGAUGAGGUCACAAACUCAGAGAAACAUUUCACACUUUCAAAUUCUUCGCGGUGGAGUUAUAUAAUGUUGGACACAUUAUUAAAAGCAUGAUUUGAUCAUCACAGUGUUAUUAAAAACGACUUGUUGAUUUUUAUCUCAAUACAUCUUAACUAUCACACGUUGUAGGCUAUGCCAUAAAUUGUAUGUCUGGAUGUUAAUACAUUUUGAAUACAUGCGUGUUUCAAAAUACAAUUCUUUGAGAUUAUGUCAGUUUUAAAAUCAGAACUCUCCUUGUCCUCACAGGCCAAUACCUGGACAUUCUGGCCAUUUCCUGUGACAGCUUUGACGAGGACACCAACCAGACUAUAGGCAGAGCCCAGGGCAGGAAGAGCCACCUUGACAACCUCUUCAAAGUCCGGGAGUGGUGCCGGGACUACAAAGUGGCGUUCAAAAUCAACUCUGUGAUCAACACAUUUAAUAUGGAUGAAGACAUGAGAGAAAACAUCACCGAACUCAACCCUGUACGCUGGAAGGUAAGGGUGUUCCAAUGCAUUUACAUUACUCACCAGUAAUGCUGUAUCUGUGUUGUGAAUAGAGGUUUCUUCUCCUACCAUAGAUGUAAAAAAUUAGUUGUAUGGCCUUGACUUUGUGUGUGUGUGUGUGUGUGUGUGUGUGUGUGUGUGUGUGUGUGUGUGUGUGUGUGUGUGUGUGUGUGUGUGUGUGUUUGUGUCUACUGUGUCUAGGUGUUCCAGUGUCUGCUGAUCGAUGGGGAGAACGCUGGGGACAACAGUCUGAGGGAGGCAGAGAGUUUUGUCAUCAGCGACCAGCAGUUUCAGGACUUCCUGGAAAGACACAGCACGAUCAGCUGCCUGGUACCUGAGUCCAAUAAGAAGGUAUGGGACUGGACUAAAGACGACACAAUAUUAUUUUUUUAAUGGUCAGUUAUUGAUAUUAUGAUGAUUCAACAACUACUACUACUAAAAUAUAUAUAUAUAUAUAUAUAUAUAUAUAUAUAUAUAUAAAAAAUUAAAAUAAAUAAUGGAUGCACUCUAACUGUAAGUCGCUCUGGAUAAGAGCGUCUGCUAAACGACUAAAAUGUAAAUGUAAAAUGUACUCCUUGUAGUUUCAGAAUGCUAUUAAGGUGUGGAAUAGGCCUAAUGUAAUCUACUAACACAAUUCAUCACUUACAGUGCAUUCCAAAAGUAUUUAGACCUCUUCCCUUUUUCCACAUUUUGUUACGUUACAGCCUUAUUAUAAAAUGGAUACAAUUAUUUUGUUUACCCUCAUUUACACACAAUACCCCAUAAUGACGAAGUGAAAACAGGUUUUUAUAACUUUUUUGCAAAUGUAUAAAAAUAAUAUAAAAAAUACCUUAUUUACAUAAGUAUUCAGACCCUUUGCUAUGAGACUCAAAAUUGAGCUCAGGUGCAUCCUGUUUCCAUUGAUCAUCCUUGAGAUGUUUCUACAACCUGAUUGGAGUCCACCUGUGGUCAAUUCAAUUGAUUGGACAUGAUUUGAAAAGGCACACACCUGUCUAUAUAAGGUCCCACUGUUGACAGUGCAUGUAAGAGCAAAAACCAAGCCAUGAGGUCGAAGGAAUUGUCCGUAGAGCUCCGAGACUGGAUUGUGUGGAAGCACAGAUCUGGGGAAGGGUACCAAAAAAUGUCUGCAGCAUUGAAGGUCCCCAAGAACACAGUGGCCUCCAUCAUUCUUAAAUGGAAGAAGUUAGGAACCACCAAGACUCUUCCUAGAGCUGGCCGCCCGGCCAAACUGAGCAAUCGGGGAAGAAGGUCCUUGGUCAGGGAGGUAACCAAGAACCCGAUGGUCACUCUGACAGAGCUCCAGAGUUACUCUAUGGAGAUAGGAGAACCUUCCAGAAGGACAACCAUCUCUGCAGCACUCCACCAAUCAGGCCUUUAUGGCAGAGUGGCCAGACGGAAGCCCACUCCUCAGUAAAAAGGCACAUGACAGCCUGCUUGGAGUUUGCCAAAAGGCACCUGAAGGACUCUCAGACCAUGAGAAACAAGAUUCUCUGGUCUGAUGAAACCAAGAUUGAACUCUUUGGCCUGAAUGCCAAGUGUCACGUCUGGAGGAAACCUGCCACCAUCCCUACGGUGAAGCAUGGUGGUGGCAGCAUCAUGCUGUGGGGAUGUUCUUUAGUGGCAGGGACUGGGAGGAUCGAGGGAAAGAUGAACGGAGCAGAGUACAGAGAGAUCCUUGAUGAAAACCUGCUCCAGAGAGCUCAGGACCUCAGACUGGGGCGGAUGGUUCACCUUUCAACAGGACAACGACCCGAAGCACACAGCCAAGACGACGCAGGAGUAGCUUCGGGACAAGUCUCUGAAUGACCUUGAGUGGCCCAGCCAGAGCCCGGACUUAAACCCGAUCGAACAUCUCUGGAGAGAUCUGAAAAUAGCUGUGCAGCGACGGUCCCCAUCCAACCUGACAGAGCUUGAGUGGAUAUGCUGAAAAGAAUGGGAGAAACUCCCCAAAUACAGGUGUGCCAAGCUUCUAGUGUCAUACCCAAGAAGACUCAAGGCUGUAAUCGCUGCCAAAGGUGCUUCAACAAAGUACUGAGGAAAGUGUCUGAAUACUAAUGUAAGUGUGAUAUUUCAGUUUUUUAUUUCUAAGAAAUUUGCAAAAUAAUCUAAAAACCUGUUUUUACUUUGUCAUUAUGGGGUAUUGUGUGUAGAUUAAUAAUAAACAUAUUCAAUCAAUUUUAGAAUAAGGCUGUAACGUAACAAAAUGUGGAAAAAGUCAAGGGGUCUGAAUACUUUCCGAAUGCACUGUAUAUCAGACCUACGCAAUAUUGUCCACACAAAAAAACAUUAGUCCGUGACAAUAUUGUACAUAAUACAGAAUAGUUGUGACAUUAACAUGUUUCCUUGUUGUCUUAUCUUGUCAGAUGAGAGAUUCCUACCUCAUCCUGGAUGAAUAUGUAAGUCCUUUUCAUCAAUCUGUUAUUUUACAUGAUACGCAUUCUACAUUCCAAGUCUUAGCAUGCCGUUUAAAGUAGACAGUCCUCAUCCAUCAGUCCUCAUCCAUCAGUCCUCAUCCAUCAGAACUAUUGAACAGCCAUCUAAAUGCUCUCAUCGAUUGAGAUGUAUAGACAUGCACCUUCCCAUAUUAAGUCCCAGAGUAGUCUAUGGCUUCAAUCUUCAAUCAGAGUGUAUUUACAGGCUUUGAGAUGGGUGAAAGGAGAUGUGGAUUUGCAGAUAUUUAUCUUAGUAUUAGAUAUGAGGUUUCAUAGUAGUGAUAUUUUGAUAAGGACCACCAUGUUCAAGAUGCUCUUUUCUGACCCGUUGGUAACACUUCAUAAUAACUUUAAUGAAUAAGCCUUUAUAAAUGCUUAUAAAUGCUUUAUAAAUGAUUAUACCUUUUCUAAACGCUAAUGAAUUAGAAGUUUUGAUGUGCUUUUUUUUUAGAUGCGUUUCCUGGAUUGCAGAGCGGGGAGGAAGGAUCCAUCCAAGUCCAUCCUUGAUGUUGGCGUGGAGGAGGCCAUUCAGUUCAGUGGCUUUGACGAGAAGAUGUUCCUAAAGAGAGGAGGAAAAUAUGUGUGGAGCAAAGCUGACAUGCGGCUAGAGUGGUGAUCCACACAUUAUAAUCAGUUACUGCUACACUUUUUGUCUGUACUUGUCAGUGUUUUUAUUUUUAUAGUUGUAU